ACUAAAAUGGCCGUAAGAGGCUGUGUUCUUUUCGUAGUUUUGUUCAUAUUUUGUGUUCUACAGGGUGUGCAUAGUAAAGUUAAUAGUAAAACAUUGUUAAGGAAGAAAAGAUAUAUCGCUUUUCCAGAUGGAGCAUCGUACAGUGCUGUGGUUUGUCUUACUUCCCAAAUGGGCAUUACCGAUGGCGCUGCUAUUUUCAGCGAAGGGAUAAAUUGGGGUCUAGUUUACGAUUUGCCUAAUGAUACUAUUCCUUUAUUUACCGCCAACAAGGUGCUACAAAAAAGAAGAAAUCGAAGGGAUUUAUAUGUCAAGCUAGAAGAUAUUAUUACGUCCAUGGGAUACAAUGGACGAUCUUGCAUUUUGAGGGCGCUGUGUGAAGCAGAGCGGAGAUUCCAACCUAAAGAAAGUAGUCUAGCACACCAUAUAUUAAAUUUAAUAUUUAGUUUUCCUAAAGAAAGAAUUCUGCGGAACGAACCAGAUGAACAUCGAAUGUACCACUGGGCUUCUCAGAUUGGUAGUGGGACUGCUAACAAUGAAGAUACUUAUGUGGAAGACCAACUUGAAGAAUGUUCUGACAUAUUUCAAUGCCCUUUUUCAUUAAUCGAUUUAGCUUUAGGUUAUUACUCGUCUAAUUUAUAUGAUACUUUUAGUAACAUGCUUUAA
Messenger RNA from Sitophilus oryzae (rice weevil), 663 nucleotides. RefSeq lists its product as uncharacterized. NCBI's taxonomy places the organism in Eukaryota, Metazoa, Arthropoda, Insecta, Coleoptera, Curculionidae. The record is from RefSeq and is a predicted model, not a curated record. The transcript has 4 exons. The coding region runs from base 7 to 663 and encodes 218 amino acids.